Vespula pensylvanica (western yellowjacket) is the source of this 1255-nucleotide messenger RNA. RefSeq lists its product as uncharacterized. The coding region runs from base 332 to 1195 and encodes 287 amino acids. The record is from RefSeq and is a predicted model, not a curated record. The transcript is spliced from 7 exons. NCBI's taxonomy places the organism in Eukaryota, Metazoa, Arthropoda, Insecta, Hymenoptera, Vespidae.
GAGAGAGAGAGAGAGAGAGUAUAAGGAUUCCGCAAGUGUGGAGGCGGUCGUAUCCCAAAGGGUGAGGUAGUGGAGGGUGGCAUGAUGGUACCGGAGGUGGUGGAAGCGCGUAUGCUCGCUUCAGCACUGCCACCUCUCAUCGUCAGUUGCUACUUGGUUUCCGGACUCUGCGGACAGGCAGCAUCCAUUUUGUGCGGUUUUAUAAAAUGCUUUAGAUUUGUUCGGUUGACGCUGCAUAUCUUACAACAUAUCUACAAUCAAGACAAAUAGAGUAAUCAUUAAUCAGAGACGGAGGUCAGAAGCGAAGAGGACUUAAGUUAUUAGAUCGAACAUGUAUAUGACGGCUCUAUGGAUUGCUUUUAUUUUGGCUCAGUCGAGCAGACUGCUCGUCGAGGGCAUCAGAUCGCACUAUGUCGAUUCAACGCAGAUCGCGGAGAUCAACGAAAUGGGUGAUAAUCCUGCGGAUAAUAGAGAACCGACGUGCAAAGAAUUACGCACGAUGUGGAGGUAUACCAAACGCCAAAGUAGAGCCAUCCAAGUUAUGAACAAACUCCCAUUCAUACAAGACUUUUUCGCGUAUAAUGCGUGGAAGAAUUAUCAGGCUCCUCCUCAACCCCCUCUUGACUAUCGAGAUUAUACCGAUCGACCUCGUACUCGUGCUGCUGGUAGUGCACCACCUGUUUAUGGAAGAAUAGUUCAUAAAGCACCACCAGGAAGUAGACUACGAAGCAGUCAACAAAUGCCACACCGAACUAAGGCCUUCGAAGAUGUUGCAUAUUUGUAUGGAACAAUAAAUUUUCAUCCACCCUCUUCCCGACGUCGACAAUCGAGUUUCCGUAUUGGUGGUGGUGCCUCCCCGCCUAUAUCUCAAGUUCCCCAAGCUGGUAGUUUUCAACAUUUACGAGACCUAAUUCGUGGGGAAAGGGCUCGUGAAUUAAGGAAGCAACACGAAUCCGAUAGAAUCGCAGCAGCGAAAGCGGCGACAAUCAAGGAAUAUUCUAAUGUCGACCAAGACGAUUAUCAAAACGUACCACGGCUGCGGAAACACUUUGCAAACUCGUUAGAUGGAUAUCAGCAAUUUAGAAAUCCGAAAGGUGAUAUUAGCCGGGCUUGGUCGAUAUCCAAGAAGAACAAACCAACUAAGGUAUCUAGUAAAAUAAUAUUGCACCUUUUGAAGAAGCUCCAUAGAAUGUAGUACACCAUCUUGUAAAUGUGUGAGAACAACAUCUGGUACAGUGGGUAGAAUGUAAGGCGU